AUGAGAUCGCUUUUCCCACGAUCAUCGUCAGUGGUUUCCGCUUUGGCCAGCGACCCUAGGGAAUAUUUUGUUUUUCAUGUUUUAGACCAUCUCACUUUAAGUUGGGAAACGGAGGAAGUGAUCAGUAACCAGAGAUUCUGGAUCCCUUCCAGCGAUUCAGGAUCUAUCACCCCUUACAUUGCCAUCAUUACUCCGUUCCAAACACACCAAAGACAUGUAUACCGAAAUUUCUCCGUGAAACCUUCAACCUCAAGAUGGGUGGGGUCGUCAUCAGCGAACACAUAUGCAUCUCCAGCCGGAAGCGCAGUUCAACAGUUCACCCCCACGCUAAUUUAUCAACGUCCCUUCAAAAAUAGUUGA
Molecule: messenger RNA, 360 nt
Organism: Histoplasma capsulatum G186AR
Lineage: Eukaryota; Fungi; Ascomycota; Eurotiomycetes; Onygenales; Ajellomycetaceae
Exons: 4
Coding region: 1-360 (119 amino acids)
Source: RefSeq, a predicted model, not a curated record